AUGAAGUAUAGCCUACGUAAAUCAUUUAGCUCUCGUCGACAAAAAGAAAUUGUUGAUGAUGAUCACCUUUAUCCACGUAUUGAUCCUAAUGGUUUUUCAAAUUCAAAUUCAAAUUUAGUAAAAUCAAAACAAUCAAAAAGUUUUCUAAGACAACGACGUCGUUGUUCAUCAUCUUCACCACCACCUUCAUCAUUAUCAGAUAGAACAAAAUUGAAAACAUCUGAACAUGCUAAUAAUAAUCACAUGAAUCAUAUUGAUGGUGAUGAUGAUGAUGAUCCAUUUUCACUACCAUCAAAUACCAAGACUCGUGUACGUCCAUUGGAUAAAUUAACAUAUCAAAUUCGAAAAUCAUUUCGAAAUACUUUAACACGACAACGUCCUCGACUUGAAAGUACAAAUUCAAAUAAACAUUUAAUAUUAAAAAAACAUGAUGACAAUCUGCCAGUAGAAACAAUUAUUCCGCCAAUAUCAACAGGUCUUACAUCACCGAUUGUCUUACCAAACGAAACAACAUCAACAAAAGAAAAUGAGAAAAUAAAAAUUUCACCAAAACGACGAAAAGCACCAUUAGCACCAACACAUAUUUAUCAAUCAAUGUCUGUACCAAAUCAAAAUUGUUCAACACUUUGUGAAACUGAAAAUAAUGAAUUUGAUUGUGUUUCAUCAUCAAAUGAUCAACAACAAAAAUCAUUAACAAAGAAAACCAAAUUUAAUCAAUCAUUUCGUACACGUCUAUCUCUUUUACUUCAAAAAAGUCAUAUAAAACAACAACAACAACAACAACAUAUAAAAAUACAGAAUUGUAUUGAUGAAGAUCCUGACUAUCAACAUCAUGAUGAUCACGACGACAUAAAUCAUAAAAAACUAACACUUAGUCAACGAUUUGAUACUUUGAGGCGUUCAUUUCAUCUUGGUAAUCGUAAUUCAGUAAGUAAAGGUAAACGCCAUUUACUUUCAAAUGAAUGA
Molecule: messenger RNA, 966 nt
Organism: Rotaria sordida
Lineage: Eukaryota; Metazoa; Rotifera; Eurotatoria; Philodinida; Philodinidae
Source: the annotation of a GenBank genome assembly